AGAAUCAGCCGCGGACCGAGCCAUGAGCGCGGAGGCGGCGGCUCAGGAGGGGGCGCCGACGGCGUCCUCCCCACCGCCCGACUGCGCUCGGAAGGCGUGCUACCUGGAGCGGGCAGUGGAGGGCGACCCUGAGUACCUCCGGCUCCGGGAGGCGGGGCCCGCGCUGAGGCAAGACGUGAACUUGAUGGAGCAGAAGAAGCGGGUGACCGUGAUACUUCGGAGCCCGGGCUUCCGGGAGGAGCUGGAGAGCCUGAUCCAGGAGCAGCUGCGGAAGGGGGAGGACUCUGGCAACCUGCGGGCGCUGCGCCACAUCGUGGACUUCAUCAGCAGCGGCGGCGGCAGCCCCCUGGCGCUGCCCACCUCACCGCCCGGGCCAGCGACAGUGGUGCCAAUCAAUGACCUCCACGCGGCCGAGUGCCCGGGCCUCGCCAGGGGGGAGUCGCUCAUGAGGUGCAAGGUUGCCAGCGUCUACCGCCUGCUGGACAUCUUCGGCUGGGCCCCGUUGGCCAAGACCUACGUUACGCUCCGCGUCAGCAAAGAGCAGGGCCACUUCCUCAUCAUUCCCAAAGGGAUUUCGUACGGAGAGGCCUCCGCAUCGGUGCUGGUGAAGGUGAACAUCGUGGGAGGCGUGGUGAGCCCGGGCAGCAGCGGCCUCUCGGUCGACAGCACGGGUUUCGGGUUGCACGCGGCCGUCUACGCCGCAAGGCCUGAUGUCUGCUGUGCCAUCCACUUACACACUCCAGCCACAGCGGCGGUCUCCGCCAUGAAGUGCGGCCUCCUGCCCAUCUCCCAUGAGGCCUUGCUGGUCGGAGACGUCGCUCACUACGAGUACAGCGGAGCCCUGGACGAAGAGGCGGACAAGAUCCAGCUGCAGAAAUGCCUAGGCCCCACCGCGAAGGUUCUGCUUUUGAGGAAUCAUGGGGUGAUAGCCCUGGGGGAGACGGUAGAGGAAGCCUUCUACAAGAUUUACCACCUCCAGUCGGCCUGCGAGAUCCAGGUUACGUGCCUGUCGAGCGCCGGGGGAGUGGAGAACGUGACCCUCCUGGACCGGGAGCGAUACCGGCCCCUGGAGGCGGGCGUGCUGGCGUGGGCGGGCACCACCUUUGGCCCCCCGCAGAGGAGCCGGCUCGGGCACAACGAGUUCGAGGCCCUGAUGCGGACGUUGGACAACCUGGGCUACCGGACGGGCUAUGCCUACCGGCACCCGGUGCUCCGGGAGCGGGCCCGGCACAAGAGCGAGGUGCAGAUCCCGGCCACCGUGACGGCGUUCGUCUUCGACGAGGAGGCCUACUGCCCGGCGUCGGCGCCGCCCCACGCCCAGAGGAGGCAGCACCGCGAGAAGACGCGCUGGCUCAACACGCCCAACCUCUACCUGAGGUCUGCCAGCGACGAGCUGCAGGGAGAGCCCAGACGGGAGCGGGCCCGCACCACGUGGCUGAAGGCUGACGCAGUCUCGAAAUCCGGUGGCGGGACGCCCAUCAAGAUCGAGACCCCCAACCAGUUUGUGCCACUGUUUACCGACCCCCGAGAAGUGCUGGCGACCAGGAACAAGACGGCAAACGGAUCCCCAGAGUCCCGGAGCGCCGAGGAACAGCCGGGAGAGGGAGAGGACGAAGCAGAGACCCCCAAUCCCUUCAACGAGCUGACGGAUUGGGAACUGGAGGAGUACCAGAGGGAGGUGAAACGGAAACAGCUAGGCCUGGAUGGUCAUGGCCCGGAUGAUGAGAACACGUCGGCGGAGAUCUCCCCGCUCCGGAGUCCCCUCCCGUCGCCCGUCGGAUCGCCAGCCUCUCCUGGCAUGCCUGGAGCAGCCCUAGCGCCAAGAGGAGGUCACGUUGUCGAGUACUUG
Molecule: messenger RNA, 1849 nt
Organism: Chiloscyllium plagiosum (whitespotted bambooshark)
Lineage: Eukaryota; Metazoa; Chordata; Chondrichthyes; Orectolobiformes; Hemiscylliidae
Source: RefSeq, a predicted model, not a curated record